Amoebophrya sp. A120 is the source of this 3073-nucleotide messenger RNA. The record is from the annotation of a GenBank genome assembly. NCBI's taxonomy places the organism in Eukaryota, Dinophyceae, Syndiniales, Amoebophryaceae.
CCCAAGCUGAAGUAUAGCACCGUGGCCCUGGUGAUCCCUGCGAAAAGCGUUUUCGUUUUGAGUUUGUCUAUUUCAGGAUAGCAAAAGGUUGUACAAACGAAGAUAGCAAAAGUUGUUCAAACGAAAAAGUAAAAGAGAUCAUGCUCGCCUCUACGCGGCAUAAUCUCGUCCUGGACGCAGCAGAGGAGCUGUGGACCAACUUGACAACUUUCUCCACCUCCUCCUCGUCCUCUUCUUGUUCGCGGCACCGCGUGACAGCAUCAAACUUCAGCAGCCUUUUCGUCCCAGGACAGGAGAACACUGUCCUCCCACAACUCCUCGUCAAGGAGUCCGGGUUUUCUGGUCGCAUGCCAGAUUUCUACGAGAAUCGCUUGCCCGAUACCCCGUCCUCUAUGCCCGGGAACAUCAAGCGCGGUUCCACGAACAAAUAUGGAUUGCAAAUAUGUCUGGGUCUCGAAGAGUGCAACUUGUAUUGCGUGUCCGAGAUUCCAGAAUAAAGAUCUGUAUUGCAGAAAAGCAACAAAACUGCCGCAGUUAUUUCGUCAUGAAAAAGCGCAGUUUGAUGUAAUGCGCACUGAAGAUGAGAGAGCGUCUGAAAUAGAAUUUGUCAUGCUACAAUGCUCUUACAGGCGCAGUCACUCAUGGCUAUUCAGCAUUACAGGCUUCCAGCCUCAGACAUAUUUGCAUUCGAUAACAAAGGGACCCACACCGUUUCCGAACAGGAAGAGCAGAUUCACGAGGUCGGGAAACUCACCUAUCCUGUGCAAAAGUAUCGUACUCGUAUUGCAAUCAUGCAUUACAAAUCUUUUGCCUGAGGUCAAUCCGCAUUAGAAAUUUUCUUUCUCAUGCUAAGGAAAUUUGUAUAUGCAUUUAUACGAGUACGAUACUUUAACUUUUGCAGUUCAUAUCACCGUCUACGGUGCCAUUGGAUUCGGCGCGUUUUCCCUCGGUGGCAUCAUCGCCGCCACGGAGAUGGAUCGCAAAGUGCUGACGAAAACGUCAGUAUCGAAUGGCAAUAAAGUUGAUGUAAGUUGUACGGUACUCGUAGUUAAUACCAAUAGUGCAUGACAAAUAGCUUUUCUUAGGAACAACUUUAGCAUGAGAAACUCCACUUGUCAGGCACUGCUUGAGCCAAUUUGUGUUGCAAAAUGACUACCAGUACUACACUACUUUUGCGAGGCAUAACCCGAUUUUGUCGACGAUUACGUGAUGCAGUCCAGUGACGAGGAGAUCGAUGAGUAUGGGGACGUUUCAAAUGCAAAUAUCGAUCUGGGUCUGGAACCUUGUGAUGCUAAAACGUGGCUGAUGGAGAAGAGGAGACUGCACUUGACUUCCGAAUGGUGCACCGCCGCAUGAAGACAAGUUUCCAGAACGCUUCCUCAUAGAUAGUUCGCAUGAGAAUGAGGAACUGCGUCUUCGCAUGUUGUCAAAAGAGGCUACGACUUUCGUAGUUGGAGGUCACCAGUAAUAUAGUGCAAUACAGAUUCAGAUUUAAUAUUCCCAGGAGUGUUGUAUACCUCCCAUUUUAUACACGUUCCAACUUUCCAGACCCGGAUGACAUAGUUGCACUCGAUAGGACGUGGUGAAAAAACCGAAAUCCAUGAAAAAGCGUUUCAACCUGAAGGACAAGGUUGACAACUUAUUCGGCGACCAGUCGGAACUGGAGCCGGACUCUGACGCCACCGACGUGUCCGAUAUCUCCGACAUGGAAAAAGGCUUCCGCCGCACCAAGCGCGAAAUCGAAGCCAGUGGGCAGAUUCUGGAGGGCGGGCAGAGUCGGAACAAAAAGACGGACAUGCAGAAGGCGCUGCAGCAGACCAAGGAAGCGGAGUUGGGGGUCAAGGAUGACGUAUCCUGUGCAAAAGUAUCGUGCUCGUACUCGUAGUAAUUGCAGUCAUGCAUUACAAAUUUCUUUCCGAACGUAAAUCCGCAUGACAAAUUUUAUCUCUCAUGCUGGGGAAAUUUGUAAUGCAUUUAUACGAGAAGUGCGAUACUUUUGCAGUUCAUACGACGUGAAACUAGCGGGGGAAAUUCAGGAUGAUGAGGGUGUUAAUGCUGCUCUUGGCGGUGGACUGCAGGGAGUGAAUGCCGGAGAAGGAGUAUCCAAGAAAAAAACUGUGUUAGUGUAACUUUCUUUGGCUGACAGCAUCACAAAUAUGCUCUACAUGACAGAGAAAACCUGUCAUGCGUGGCUUGUAAGGGGAAAUACACAUGAAAAAAGGACUUCAUGGCUGUGUGGCAUGACAGAUGUAACUCUGUUGCAUGUUUUGCAUUACAGAUUUACACUUAAUACACAGUUUUUUUCUUGCAUAAGGAGGGGAUAGCGACGAUCAACAGGACGCGAUGAUGGAGAAGCGCCGGCGGGAAGUGCUGCAGGCAUAUGCAUUGCAAAUAUGUUUCUGGGUCUGGAUUUGUCAUGCAAAAGAAAGUUGCAGGGGAAAGAGAUAAAGAUCUGUGAUGCAGCAGGGCUAGGACACACUUUUUUCUGUCGUGCUGUAACAAGAGCCCGCAAUUAUACGGCCCGAAAAAUUUGUGAUGCGUGGAUAUUGUCGCACAGAGCCUCGCUCUGUCAUGCAAUACUCUGCAACACAAAUUCGGUGCGUCCUCUUUUCAGCCCCGGAUCUUCGAUAUUUGCAUUUGAUAAGGGGCAGCAGGAAGCGAAUGCGGUGGGGAACGUGGCCAUGAUGGGCAAGGGAGGACAACAGGGAGGUGGUGCAGCGGAUAGUCCGGGCGAGAAGGCGAAGGGCGACAGUCCGAAAGCAAAAAAGAAACCGGGGAAGAAAAAGAAGUGAAUAAAAUAUGUUGAGUGCAUCAAUGUCAAGAGAUAUUUUCAAACAACGUGCUCCAUAGAUGGCCACUCACUCUUGCUGCACCGGGGCCGCUCCUUCUUGCAUGGAGGCUCCUGCUCUGAGUACAACUUACUAGUAGGAAGACGUACAAGAAGAACGUCACAAUGGUGAGAAAAGUGGAUGCUUUUUCAGAAGUAGUCUUGCGCACGAAUGAAUUUUUAGCUGCAGAAGAUCUUCUUGCACGAAGGCUUUAAUACUAGAAGAAGUUCUUGGAUGAAGAUCCG